UGGGCGGAGCGGCCGCGGUCCUCGCACGCCUCCCGUCCGCCGCUGCCGCCAUGGAGGGCUUCGUGGAGUUCACCAACCGUAGCCAGGGCCGCGACCAGCUCUUCCGAGCCACUCAGUACACAUGCAUGUUGCUUAGCUAUUUAAUAGAGCGUAAGGCUGAUAAAGAGAAGCUGGUAAUGAAACUCAAGCAGUUGGAGUCUAGCAUGAGCUCUGGCCGCAAAAUGUUCAGACUGGGCAACAUGGUGCACGCCUUGGUAGCAGCCAGAAGAACUACACAGCUGCCAGAUGUGGUUCCUCGCUUCUGCCUUACAGCCUCCAACCUGACCCGAGCCCUCUACUUCGUCUGCGAUGCGGUGCUGUGGUUGAACAGUGUCGGGCUCCAACCUGAUAUUGAUAAGCCAAAGUGGCGGAAUUGGGCUACCAAGUGCUACUACAUUUCGCUCUUGAUGAAUCUAGGCAGGGACUGGUAUGAGAUCUCCUGGAGGCUGGAACAAGCUAUACAGGAAGAAAAGAUAAAGGAGAACUCAUGCUGGGACAAACACAGUCAGGAACUUAACAGUGUGAAAAGUGAUGGUGUGCAUGGUUUUCUCCUCCUGCUGCUUCAGAUAUUGAAGAAGCAUCCUCCUUUGCUGCUGGACUUGGUGAAGAAUCUCUGUGAUCUCUCAGGUCCUUUGGAUACGCUAGGGAUCUACAAGACCAACCCAGGAGUGAUUGGUUUUUGUGGUGUCCUCUCCUCCCUGGUGGGGAUCCUCACAUUAGCCAGCCCACAUCUGAAGCUGAAACAGUGACAUGAAAGGAUAUGUAUAGUAUGCAGCAAGCCAACGCCUUUGGUCCUCUGAUAGGUUUUUAUCCUCCAUAUGGCACUUUCAAAAUGGACCUGUCUCACAGUAACCUCAAGAUUAAUUUUGUCCUCUGAAUAAGUGAUUUCUACCCUUUAUUCUUCCCUGUGUCUUUGCAGAUGAGUUUGGUGCCAUGACACACUCCCUGAUGGAAUAAGUGGAGAUGGGAGAAGGCAUAAACAGGACAUGGCUGCUAGAUAAGGAAAUAUUGAUGUUCCUAUAUUUUAAUACAGGGUUGUGAAAUAGCUGCUUAGACAGCUGCAAUAGGUAUAUGACUCAUAACUAAUCGUGUUUACACUGGAAAGCUGGAAUUCCCUGUUCAAAGGUCCCUACAGUCAGGUUUUCUAUAGUGGGCUCAGGCAAGUUAGGAGCUGUUGUUAAAAUGGCCUGAACUCAAGUACAGGUGUUCUGAUGGGUUUGGGUUGCUGGAUCCUGCUGUGGUUUGUAGGUAGUGGUUUGAAUGCAGUGUGAUGGUAACUCAAGAGUGAUAUGAUCUCUGUCACAUGCACUGAUGACACUGGAUCUGUAGUCUAGUGAGUGCCAGUGUCCCAAGAAAUUAGCACUGUGCUCUUUUCCUUCAGUGAUGUGAGCCAAGGACCAUUGGCCACCGGCUCUGACUUCUCCAGCAGCCCAUGGCUGCGGGUUUUGGUGAAGGACUCAUGAGUGCUUGUCUGAGUGCUGAUGAUGCUGUGAUUUGUCAGGAACUGGGUUUCCAAAACUGUGAAUCUGAAACCACUCACAAGCACUAAAUAUCCUAAUACAUGCACCUUAACUCCCAAACCCCUGUGACUGCGAGUGCAACAAUUUUCCAUUAAUCAUAUUGUGAUAAGGAGCUUGUUUUGCUGUUUUAAUUUUAUGUGAAAAGUCCCAGUAUAAUGAGGAGCUUUGGAACAUGCAGUUGAGGAGUUGAGCCUGGCUUAGAGCUUGUUGAGUCAGGAAAACUGCAAGGGAGUGUUUCUAGUUGUGUAAGCUCCCAGAGGGAAGGGAGUGGAGUUGGUCAUGAUAAUACCAAAAUCCCCUGUGAGAGCUGAAGCUUAUAACUGGAUUUGGGCAUUCAUGGGUUAGAUUUUCCUGUCUGGUCCUCCCUCCCCUCCUCUCUCAUGACCACAAGGUUUCUUGUGUGUUACCCCCCUGGUUGAAUGGGUUCUACCAUUUGAAAUGCCUUAUGUUUGCCCUGCAACUGUAUUAUUAUUCAUUAAUUCCCUCACUGGGAAUGGUUGCCUGGCAGUGUCAUCUGAGUUAAAAGAGAAAUGCUGUGUCCAGCUGUCUAAUGUGGCAUGAAGUGCUUGUUGCUUCUGACUUUGCAGAUACCAGUUCUGACACCAUAUGAGGAAAUCUGCACAUUAUCUAGGAGAUAAAAUGAUCAUUAUUCUUCAUCAGAGUUAGGUCUGUGUGUUCUGCUACUUUCUGGUACGAGGACUCCUUGUUUAACCUGUCAGGAGAUGUGCACAGAGGCUACUCUAACCUGGACCAAGGUACUUUCUUAUUAUUUCUGAUGCUGUCUGAAAACAGAAGUUAAAAGGUGCUGGUCCCCCUUUAUUAAAAAGCAAAAGCUCUGGAAUUGAGUAGGCACAGUAGGGCAGAGCCCAGUUAAAUCACUGUGGUCAGACUUGGAAUUACUUCCAGUUUGAAUCUGAAGUGUUAGCCUGCCAGUGAAGCGUUUUAAAAACACAGGUUGCUGGGCAGGAUAAGUGUGCUUGAAAACCAGAUGUGGCCUGCAGCAGCUCUUCUUUUUAGUAUGGAAAUUAAUACCAUUAAAAGUAGAGCAUGCUGGCAGUUCAGACUAUAGUGGAGCAUUGUGUAUGGGAUAUGUUGUCUUCAAGGACUUCCUCUCCUUUAUAACAAUGGAAUAUUUUUUGCUGCUUUGCUCCUUUUGCCUUACAGCUCCCAGCAGUGUGGAGCCCAUCCCUCCCUUGGUCAGAUUUGAUCGUUAUCCAGUGAGUAGCAACCCCUGUGAGGAAGAAAGAGCAGUUUUGAUGAUCUGGAAGCAGAGGUUUGGCCACCUUUUGUCUACAGAAUUUCAUCUUCUUGCAAAAAAAAAUAAUGUAUUUUGAAUUCUUCUCAGGGAGCUCUCAGAUACAAACCACUUCUUUCACUGUUUGUGAACUCAUUUCUCUUUUUCUCUUGUACUUUACCUGUAGGUAAAGGGAAAUUGGUACUGAAUAGUGCUGUGGCCCCAAGGCAGCUACACCUCCCUGUGCCCUGUGGAGGCAGAAGGGUGUUUUUCCCCUGUGCCAGGCAAACACUAUGCAAAGCCCUGAGCCAGGCUUUGAUGUUUCUCCUGUAGGGGCUGGCUUGCACUGGCAAGUACAGACUUAAUGUGGGAGAUGGGGCAGGGAGUUUUCAGCCUCUCAGCCUUACCUGUCCCAUUCUUCAUGAUGUGGGUUGGAACAUGCAGGAGUAACUCUCUUUACUGGAUGUUAAACACUAAUAGUUGCCUUCUGCUCCCUAGCUGGAGGGUAGCAAUUUGAUGUACUUUAACAUAAUGUGACUGAAGCCAUAGAAUCACAAUCAUGUGGAGAAAAUCCUUUUAGUGCCUUAUUUUUGUAUCUAAUACAGCAGUUGGAAUAAGGACAGCUGCUUGAACACAAGCAAUAAACUGAGAUGAGCCUGA
Messenger RNA from Pezoporus occidentalis (night parrot), 3453 nucleotides. RefSeq names its product peroxisomal biogenesis factor 11 alpha (gene PEX11A). Gene Ontology annotation, biological process: peroxisome fission. The transcript has 3 exons. Gene Ontology annotation, cellular component: peroxisomal membrane. The record is from RefSeq and is a predicted model, not a curated record. The coding region runs from base 51 to 788 and encodes 245 amino acids. NCBI's taxonomy places the organism in Eukaryota, Metazoa, Chordata, Aves, Psittaciformes, Psittacidae.